AUGGCCCGGGCCCUGCGCGGCUUCGGGCCGCCGGGGGGGAAGAGGAGGGGCCGCCCGGGGACUCUCAGCGGAGCCUCCCGGCAGCCCGGAGAGCGGCUCCUGCGGCCCAGCCCCCCGCCCCGGCGUGCUGGCCCCGACACUCACCCAAGGGGCUGGCACGAUGGCGGCAGCGGCGGCGGCGGCGGCAACCCAGCGCGGUCUGCGACCGACUGUCCCUUCCCCCCUGCCUUCCCUCGCCCGCCCCGCUGCACUCUGGGAGACGCAGUCCCACCGCCCCCCCUUUCCGGCAUGAGCGCGCCGAAAGAAAACUACAAUUCCCAAUGUGCUAUGCGCGGAGGCCCAGACACCGCCCGCAGCGCAGGAGGUCUGUCAACACUACAUUUUCCCUGACAAGAUGCUUAUUACUCAGCUAGUAACAACUCUGCAUUGCCUCGCUUGUACAUCUGCAUCUGGAAUCCCCCAUGCUCUGUGAACUGUCUUCUCCCUAAGAAGCCAAAACACUGCCCAUAACCUCCAGAAACCAGGAAGGGUCCAGGGAGUACUGCUGAGAGGCUCAAGAGAGCCAAUGGAGAAAGACCAGAAGUCCCUUCAACAAACAGGAGUUCAAGGAUACACUGAAGAGCAUGGCUGGAGCCUGGAAAAGGCCUCAGUCCAUGGAAGGAACCAGGAAGAUGUGAGAGUGGCCCAAUAGGGGCAACAAAGGGCACUGCUGUGCUUCCAGCACCUGAUUAGCAGCCAGAGCUAACCCUAGGAAGGCAGAGAUCCAGUCCAUUCCCCAACAAGGCACCCAUACAACCUAUGUUUCACCCCUUCUUCCCACCAGACUUGUUUCCCAACUCAGUGCUAAGGGACUAGAAGGAAAACAGAGACUUGAGUUUUAGGAACAUCCCAGCACAUCCCCACAGGCAAGUCCAUCCCCAGGCAGAUGGCUUUGUCCUAAGUAACGAAGAGAAGGGAGUCCUACUUUAUGGGGUCAAAAGUCUCCAUUUGUGCUCUUCUACCCACAGUUAAAGGCAUUCACUUUUAGACAUUGGCUUUGAGCUGAGUUACUUGGAGCUAUAGGCAAAAAAAUGUCAUCUUGCCCCUUCAAUAUACAAUCUAAAAGAAAAUGAGUCAAGGGAUCACACCUCCAAACUCCUUAAUGCCAUCUGUGGAUACAGAUCUGUCACACUGAAGAUGUACCAAGGCCAAGGUAUCUAUACAAGAUUCCUUGUGCCUGAAGCAGCCCUGGCUAGCUCCAGCUGUGGUCUCACUGGUUCAGAGAGUAACUGCAUGCACAUGCGUACCAAAGGCUGUGCUAAACCUAAGGGAUGUUACCGUGAGCAAAAUUCAAUCCCAGCUGAGAAUUCAAAACCCUCAGAGGUGAACAGUCACAAUACAGCUUAGUUACCAGUUGCUCCAUCUUGUUGAAAGGACACAGGGAGAAUAACCCAUGGACAAACUGGGCCCAUUUGGUGCAGUUUCCAAACACUUUAGGGUGAGCUGAGCCAGGAACUCUUGAGGACUUUAUAAGGCCAGGAUCCAUGUGCUUAGGGCCCAUUUUUGGAGAAAUCUGGUCACUGAAGCAUCUCUACUUUCAGGAUCAGCCUGGUCUUUCAAAUAGGCUGAGGCCUAUUUCUCCAUGUUUCAAGGACAUUUAGCUAUGUUUUUG
Molecule: messenger RNA, 1651 nt
Organism: Callithrix jacchus (white-tufted-ear marmoset)
Lineage: Eukaryota; Metazoa; Chordata; Mammalia; Primates; Cebidae
Source: RefSeq, a predicted model, not a curated record